UGCGCUUCCAACUGGAUGGUCCCAGGGGCCCAGGACACUGUCCUCUUAUUGCCCCCUCGCCCAGAAGAGAGAGCUCUGCGCUCAUCGGCUGCUUCAAACUGCGGCGCGCUUCUGCGGACGCGUUUCCCCGCUGCGCGCCUUUGCGCCUUGUUGCCCCUCCCUCCGUACGGCUCUGUCUUAACUUAUCCAGAUAGCACAAAGUCCAUGGGAACCUUAGUCCAAGGUGGAGCUCUGUGGACAGAGGCAAUGACUUCUAAGUACCUCUUUCUGAGUCUGGCCAUCUUCUCUUCACUUAUCCAAGUUGUGAUAGAAGCCAGCUCUUGGUGGUCUCUGGGUAUGAACCACAUGAACCCCAUGAACCCCGUUCAGAUGCCGGAGGUGUACAUCAUUGGAGCCCAGCCCCUUUGCAGCCAACUGGCCGGGCUCUCCCAAGGACAAAAGAAACUCUGCCACUUGUACCAGGACCACAUGCAGUACAUCGGAGAGGGCGCCAAGACGGGGAUCAAGGAGUGCCAGUAUCAGUUCCGCCACAGAAGAUGGAAUUGUAGCACUGUGGAUAACAACUCUGUUUUUGGCAGAGUCAUGCAGAUAGGCAGCCGGGAGACAGCCUUCACGUACGCAGUCAGUGCUGCCGGUGUGGUCAAUGCCAUGAGCCGGGCCUGCCGGGAGGGGGAGCUCUCUUCCUGUGGCUGCAGCCGGGCUGCCAGGCCGAAAGAUUUACCUCGGGACUGGCUGUGGGGUGGCUGUGGGGACAACAUUGACUAUGGCUACCGCUUUGCCAAAGAGUUUGUGGAUGCCCGCGAGCGAGAGAGGAUCUACCAGAGAGGAACUUACGAAAGCGCCAGGAUCUUGAUGAACCUGCAUAACAACGAAGCGGGGAGGAGAACGGUGUACAGCUUGGCGGACGUGGCCUGCAAGUGUCACGGGGUGUCUGGAUCGUGCAGCUUGAAGACCUGCUGGCUGCAGCUGGCCGACUUCCGCAAGGUUGGCGACGCCUUGAAGGAGAAAUACGACAGCGCGGCAGCCAUGAAGCUCAACCUCCGGGGCAAGCUGGUGCAAGUGAACAGCCGCUUUAAUGCGCCCACCAUCCACGACCUGGUGUACAUAGACCCCAGCCCCGAUUACUGUGUGCGCAACGAGAGCACCGGCUCCUUGGGCACCCAGGGGCGCCUCUGCAACAAGACUUCGGAAGGCAUGGACGGCUGCGAACUCAUGUGCUGCGGCCGGGGCUACGACCAGUUCAAGACGGUGCAGACGGAGCGCUGCCACUGCAAGUUCCACUGGUGCUGCUACGUGAAAUGCAAGAAGUGCACAGAGAUUGUGGACCAGUUUGUCUGCAAAUAGAUGGGGACGGGUGGGAAGAGCUUUUUUCCGGUCUACCAGCAGAGGGCAGUAGGGAGGGGGGAGGUUGCCCCAAUAAGGUCUCCACUCUUAUUUAUAGAGUCCAGCGGGUGCUUUCCUUGUUUAUAGAUUUUUUUAAAAAAAUCUUUUUCAGCAAGAAGCGAUGGGAAAGCAUGCUGCAUCCAGCUCAGACUGUGCAUAGUUUUUAAAAUAUUUUUUUUGUUUUUGUUUUGCAAUAACGGGUGGGAGAACCUGAGAGAAUAUUUAUUUUACAGGAUUUGGAAUUAAGAAAAGAAAAGAUAGAGUAGUUCAAAGGGAAAUCCAACCCAUCCCCAUAUAGCCUUGUGGGACAUAGUACAAGUGCAGUAGAUGAGGUAUCUGUGUUACAUGCUUUGGAUCAGAGCAUGACCCGUAACGGCUUGGUGACAUACACAUCUGGGCAAGCUUUUUCCUCUGAGCUUUAGCAACCUGAAAGAAAUGAGACAGUCAGAUACAACGUUGAUCCGUACAUCUAUAACCUGUAGCGUGAGCUCUCCUCAACGUGGCAACUUGAAGGUGUGGAUGGAAGUAGAAUUUCCCAGAAGCCACAGUUGUGCUGCCAGGUGACAUCUAAAGGCCCAUUGGCGUGACAUGGCAUUCCCCCAUUUAGGCUUGGGAAUUCUGUGCAAAUGCAUUGUGGGGAAUGACGCUAACCAGCAGUAGCCAGUGGGGUGGGGUGUGGCCUCCCAACACUAGUAUUGCUCAAGUUUGCCUGCACGGCACUGGAGUAGGGUGGUAGUGAGUUCAAAGCUGUAGCAACCCAUGUUGGGAGCGUGGCUCUGUAGCUCUGCCUACCUGCAGCAGCCAUGAUGGAUGCCAGUUUUAGGGCAGGUGAACGUUGCAGUUCUCUCGUCAGCACCGUUCCCACAAUGUACCGUCUCACGGGUCUCCAUUAGAAGGAAGAGGUAUUCUGAAUGGGUAAAGGAAAAAAACAACCAACCAACCGAUUCCUUUAGACAGCUAGCAAACCAGGAGGAAUAAUAUCUGACUUUGACUGCACAGCGCAGAUCAAAGCAGAAUUUGGAACAUUGCCACGUCAAGUAAAACAUGCCUAUCUCACAUUAUGCACAUUUAGAAAAGCCUUUCUGCCUUACUUUAUAAGAAUAUUGAAGAGCUAUCUGGGAUUUCCUAAGCAGUGUGUGUGCCGGUUUGACUGUGCUGAAACUGCAGCUGCAUUUUGUGUGCAGUCUGCAAAGUCCUUAAAAACAAAAAUAAUAAAUUCAAAACUAAUUCUUUCUUUUUCAAGUGUUGUGCGUAGUCAGUUCCCUUUUUUAAAAAAUCAGUUGACUGAUAGCAUUGCGGAAUUUGGGGAAAUGCUGAGUUGAUGAUACAACUGCGUGGUACUUCUUUUACUAAAGUGCUGUUACAAUUCAAAGUGCCGUGUGGCAGCAACGCCUUCGCAAUCAUCCUGUGUCUUUUUCAUUUUAAUGCACAAUGCUUUAGAAAUAUAUUGCAGCUAUGCACAAACUGCUCAAACUGUACUUGAGCAAUUAUAUAUGGGAAAACUAUGGUCUGCUGGUGUCUGGUAUCUCAAACCUUUUUU
Lacerta agilis (Sand lizard) is the source of this 2923-nucleotide messenger RNA. RefSeq names its product Wnt family member 5A (gene WNT5A). The coding region runs from base 16 to 1344 and encodes 442 amino acids. Gene Ontology annotation, biological process: canonical Wnt signaling pathway; cell fate commitment; multicellular organism development. NCBI's taxonomy places the organism in Eukaryota, Metazoa, Chordata, Lepidosauria, Squamata, Lacertidae. The transcript has 5 exons. The record is from RefSeq and is a predicted model, not a curated record. Gene Ontology annotation, molecular function: cytokine activity; frizzled binding. Gene Ontology annotation, cellular component: extracellular region.